GUUUGAUAAACUGUAAUUAUCGCACCGCCCGUAUCUGAAACAAAAGAAAACGGAAAACGAUAACCCGCUCCAUUUCUGGAGCAUGAUCGACAUCGUCUAUUGCCCAACCUUCCAUUUUCGCGCUGACCUCAAGACCACCAUUUCUUACUUUCUUCCAAUUCUGUAAAUGAAAUCCCUAAUUUUAUUUUAUUCAAUUUUGUGAAUCGCCGAUUUUCGCAUGGGCUGAACCAUUAAACUCAACCUGUUAGGGUUCCAAAGACCUGAAAAUUUCCCAAUCUUUAUCCUCAUAAAUGGCUUCGACAAGGUCUCCGAACCGCUCCUCAUCGUCUUUGGACAUCGUUGAUACGACGCCGUUGCUCAACAAUUCGAGUGGGUCCGGCGACGAGACCAACCCGAGCCGUCGAUUCGUUCAGCGGCAGAGCCUGCGCCAGGCAGCAAGGUUUCUACGGCAAGCCAGCAGCAGCCACGGGAUGGUACGCGAGCCGUCGAUGCUGGUACGCGAGGCCGCUGCGGAGCAACUGGAGGAGCGGCAGAGCGACUGGGCGUAUUCGAAGCCCGUGGUGGUCCUCGACAUUAUCUGGAACUUCGCUUUCGUUGUGGUCGCUGCCACUGUCCUGGUACUGAGCCGGAACGAGUCUCCGAGCAUGCCGCUUAGGCUCUGGAUGGUGGGCUACGCCCUCCAAUGCGUGUUACACAUGGUUUGCGUCUGUGUUGAAUAUCGGAGGCGGAGGAGGAGACGGCGGGGCGGGGUACCGACGUCUGAUUCAGUGGAAGACAGCGGAAAUUUGAGCCUUGAGUCGAGAGAGGUCGGGCAGCACGUGGCACCGGUGGAGCAUUUGGAUGAGGAGGGCGCCGGCAGUGUUGCAAAGCAUCUGGAAUCUGCAAAUACAAUGUUUUCAUUUAUAUGGUGGAUCAUUGGAUUCUACUGGGUAUCUGCCGAUGGUCAAGCUUUAGCACGUGGCUCUCCUCAGCUGUAUUGGCUAUGCAUAAUUUUCUUGGGUUUUGACGUGUUCUUUGUCGUUUUCUGUGUUGCACUGGCAUGUGUUAUUGGUAUUGCUGUCUGCUGCUGUCUUCCAUGUAUCAUAGCACUUUUAUAUGCUGUGGCAGACCAGGAAGGUGCAACAAAAGAAGACAUUGAGCAGCUCUCAAAAUACAAAUUCCGAAAGAUUGGAGAUAAUGAGAAACUUGCUGGUGAUGUACAAGGACCUCAUGGAGGAAUAAUGACAGAAUGUAGCACCGAUUCUCCCACUGAACAUGUUCUCUCCCAGGAGGAUGCGGAGUGCUGCAUCUGCCUUUCUACUUACGAUGAUGGGGUUGAACUUAGAGAACUUCCUUGUAGUCAUCAUUUCCACUGUGCCUGCGUAGAUAAGUGGCUAUACAUCAAUGCGACCUGUCCUCUCUGCAAGUACAAUAUAUUGAAGAGUAGCAGCCAUGCUCAAGAGGAAGUAUAAUGAUAUCAUGCAUGGCAUGCUGGCCGGCCUUGCCAAGCGCUAGCUCGGGGCGUAUCUUGAUGUGCAGUGUGUCAAUAGACUAAAUACAAGCAUUUUACUGCCGUUGCGGUUAUUAAUAUUGUUUUGUUGUCCGUAUUAGCUGUAGCUGUAGUUUUUACUUUGUUGAUGUCGUUGCGGUGGUGGCAACAGUGCAGCUUUCUCUGUCCCUUGUCUUGUCUACAAGGUUGUUGCCCGGUGGGGAUCGCGGCUUUAGUUUUGUCU
Juglans microcarpa x Juglans regia is the source of this 1712-nucleotide messenger RNA. Its product is annotated as E3 ubiquitin-protein ligase At1g12760-like. The record is from RefSeq and is a predicted model, not a curated record. Lineage: Eukaryota; Viridiplantae; Streptophyta; Magnoliopsida; Fagales; Juglandaceae.